Messenger RNA from Photinus pyralis (common eastern firefly), 1339 nucleotides. RefSeq lists its product as uncharacterized. The record is from RefSeq and is a predicted model, not a curated record. NCBI's taxonomy places the organism in Eukaryota, Metazoa, Arthropoda, Insecta, Coleoptera, Lampyridae. The transcript has 2 exons. The coding region runs from base 309 to 647 and encodes 112 amino acids.
GCUAACGAUAACAGGUACAACAUUCCCUAAUUAAAUCGCUCUACUUGUUACCUCAUAAGUAAUUAUGAUUCAAUUUAAAAUAAAAACGUAAACAAAAACCAACUUAGUAGUAGAGCUUCAAUAGAAGGAAAGUAAAAAAAAAUGAAUACAAAGGAAACUUGUUCGCCUACAUUCAAAUGAAAGUAAAAGUGCAGUUGCACCAAAGUUAGCGGGCAAGUUCACUUUUAGACUAAUUAUAAUGUAGAUUAACCCAAGAACACAUCGAUAUUACAUAGAGAGCGUGAGCGUUCGGUUUAAGUGCGGGAAAAAUGUCAACGGUCACAGAUAGAAAAAUUAAAGAUGUGCGCGAUAUUUGGGGAAGCAAAGAAGAUAAGGAGAAUCCCAGGCCGUCAGUCGACAAUUUGUGUCAAGAUCAUAGCAGUAAGCACAAGUACAAAACUUUAGAGAGGCAUCUCAGUAUGAAGAAGACAAUUCGAAGGAAAAUGAUGAGAGAUCUUCGGGAAAUAGGGGAUUCCUCGAAUGAUAAUGACAAUAAUCAAUCCGAUCAGGGUUUCCUGGAGCAGAUAAAAGCCGAUCAGCCACCACCUGCCAAUAUCGACAAGCCCAGCUUCUGGAAGCGACUAACAAAGGGAUGGGGACAUUCUUAAUUUGGAUCUCGUGUGUCAGGUGAAGUGGGUUUUCGUUAGCUUUAAUUAGCAGUAAGCGCGUUCUGUUCCUAAUUUUGCCAUAUUCUUGUGACCAAUGUAAAAAUAUAAGGCAAUCAAAAAUUCGUUACCAUUAAAUCUCAUACCUACUUGCCUACCUGCCUGUUACAAUCUUGUGAUAAAGCGAUGUAUAUAUUCUAAGUUCCUUAUUGGUAGGUUUCAUGCUCUAUGUUGUGCUUAUGUUUCAUUUUAUAAUAUAUAAACCUAUAAUAGUGUUAUCAAGCAAGAAUUUUAUAUAGUUGUUGCUGUUUCAUUUUUCAGAAUUGUUUCUUCUGUUUUCAAAGAUUAGUUUAAGUCGUUUUUUAACAUAAUAAAGAUUAUCUUUGUAAUUUCUGUUUUACAUAUAACAUUACCACAGUUUUGUAAAGAGUUUGUGGAAUUGUUUUAUGUUGGGUUUUACCCAAGUAGCACAAGAAUUACAUUGUCCAGUUGCUAGGGUCGCUAUACCUUCAGAUACACUGUGCUCUUGAACUGACAUUGAACAACGUAUUAGGGAUCACAUAUAUCCUUCCACCGAUUCAAGUCUUACUCACUAAGUACUUAUAAAAAACCUUACAUGUAAACUUAUAAAAACCAAAAAACAAGAUAUUUUCGUUUGUUUAUAAUGAAGGCCCUAACAUGUUUGAAACCUUUGA